Pelobates fuscus (common spadefoot toad) is the source of this 1334-nucleotide messenger RNA. RefSeq names its product protein SCO1 homolog, mitochondrial (gene SCO1). Gene Ontology annotation, cellular component: mitochondrial inner membrane. Gene Ontology annotation, biological process: intracellular copper ion homeostasis; mitochondrial respiratory chain complex IV assembly. NCBI's taxonomy places the organism in Eukaryota, Metazoa, Chordata, Amphibia, Anura, Pelobatidae. Gene Ontology annotation, molecular function: copper ion binding; copper chaperone activity. The record is from RefSeq and is a predicted model, not a curated record. The transcript has 7 exons. The coding region runs from base 44 to 847 and encodes 267 amino acids.
UAGCGAUCAGGAAGCGCUUUGCGUGUCACGGUGGUUGUAAAUCAUGGCGGCGAUGGCUGCUGUGCUCUGUGUGCGGCUGGGAGCUCGGCAGCUGGUAUACAGAGCACCUGGGAGCACUGGGCGGGUUGUGACAGAUAAAACAUGGAGCAAGUACGCCAAAAAUCUUCGCCUUUUCAGUACAAUUCCACCUUCCGCACCAAAAAGAAAGUAUGGGCCGGUUACAUGGAAAUCUCUGGUGGUUACUGUCGCGUUGGGAGGGGCUAUAAUGGGUGGAAUGAAAUACCUGAAGAAAGUCAAGGAAGAGAAUAUUGAAAAAGAAAGAAAUCGUUCCAUAGGGAAGCCGUUACUCGGCGGACCUUUUUCUUUAAUCGACCACAAUGGACAACCUAAAACAGAUAAAGAUUUUCAUGGCCAGUGGGUCCUGCUGUACUUCGGAUUCACACAUUGUCCAGACAUUUGCCCAGAGGAAAUUGAAAAGAUGAUUCUUGUCGUUGAUGAGAUUGAUAAGAUUCCAUCAAUCCCUAAUCUAACACCUCUUUUCAUCACGAUUGAUCCUGAACGUGACGACAAAGAUGCAGUCAGUAGAUAUAUUAAAGAAUUCUCUCCCAAAUUGAUUGGAUUAACUGGGUCAGUUGAACAGAUCGAGGCAGUGGCAAAAGCAUACAGAGUAUAUUUCAGCCCAGGACCAAAGGACGAUGACAAUGAUUACAUUGUGGAUCACACAAUCAUCAUGUAUCUGAUUGGACCAGAUGGAUCCUUUGUUGAUUAUUAUGGACAAAAUAAAAAUAACGCAGAGAUUUCUGUCUCUAUUGGAACCAAUAUGCGCAAAUUCAAACACACGAGUUAGUACGGCCUGCCGACUGUAAAGAGCUUGUACUGCUGGAGCUUGGGGAAAAAAUUAAAUGAAUUUAUUAUUUUUAUAAACAAAACUAUUUCCUUUAUACUCUCUGAGAUUAUUUUGUACUUUUGCCAUGUGUUUGUUUUGUCAUACAUUUACCAUUUAUUUAUAUAGAAGUGCCUCUGUGCAUACUUUAUAACAUUUAAAGGACUGAUGGGGCUUUCUUCUGAUACAAUCAACGUCAUUUACCAAGGUCAGAAAUGUCACUGCUGCUUCCAGUUUUUCUAUUUUUUUUUUUUACACACAUGCUACUUUCUCGGGUAAUUUCACAGACCAUGUAUAUCCCAUGGGUGUAAAUACCCCAGAUUUCUAUUAUGCCACCACUGCGGAGUACAGCAAUACCCCCAUGUAGACAAGUUAUAAAGUCAAAUUGCAGAUAUGUGUUUCAGUUUUCAAAUUUCCAAUUUUCAUGGACUGAUUUUCUGGGACCAUGUCA